AUGGCGGAAAAAAUCCCACUCCCCUAUUCGAUCACUGCACUUGAGGCUCUUGCAGCAAUAAGGGCUCUGAGAUUGGCUGGGGACAUUGGUCUUGAGUCUUUCAUCCUAGAGGGGGAUUCCAAGAUCACUAUUGAUGCUUUGGCAGGAAAUAUCGUGGAGCAUGCUGAGUUUGGAAACCUGUUUGAGGAAGCUAAGGAGUUGGCAAGUCAGUUUGGUGACGUGAGUUUUAACCAUGUAAGGAGACAGGGCAAUGGUGCCGCGCAUAACAGUGCUAGACAUGCAAGACAUGUUAGCGAGUAUACAGUGUGGAUGGAGGAUAUUUCUCCACAUCUUUCUACUGUAAUUCAAGCCGAGUUGGCGUCUUUUGAAUAA
This is a messenger RNA of Quercus lobata, 372 nucleotides long. RefSeq lists its product as uncharacterized. NCBI's taxonomy places the organism in Eukaryota, Viridiplantae, Streptophyta, Magnoliopsida, Fagales, Fagaceae. The transcript has a single exon. Gene Ontology annotation, molecular function: RNA-DNA hybrid ribonuclease activity; nucleic acid binding. The record is from RefSeq and is a predicted model, not a curated record. Bases 1 to 372 code for a protein of 123 amino acids.